CCUUGGGGACCUUUUUCCGUGGUUUUUCCCUUCUUCCCGGCAUUCUCGUUUCCGCCUUCUCGUGUCUCUUCAGUUUUUACACCCACUAACUUCGCGCCCAGGGGCUCAGUGACGCCAUCUUUCUGCGCCGUGUGGACACCCGCCUGUGGAUAAAGGGACAGCUCAGUCGCCCUUCUCUGUUGGGCUGCUGUUCCUAAACAAGCAUGGCGCCAUCUCUGUGGAAGGGACUAGUAGGCAUCGGCCUCUUUGCUCUCGCCCACGCUGCCUUUUCCGCUGCGCAGCAUCGUUCAUAUAUGCGAUUAACAGAAAAGGAAGAUGAAUCACUGCCAAUAGAUAUAGUUCUUCAGACUCUUCUGGCCUUUGCAGUUACCUGUUAUGGUAUAGUUCAUAUUGCAGGGGAGUUUAAAGACAUGGAUGCUACUUCAGAACUAAAAAAUAAGACAUUUGAUACCUUAAGGAAUCACCCAUCCUUUUAUGUAUUUAAUCACCGUGGUCGAGUACUGUUCCGGCCUUCGGAUACAACAAAUCCUUCAAACCAAGAUGCAUUGUCCUCUAACACAUCAUUGAAGUUACGAAAACUCGAAUCACUGCGCCGUUAAGAUUUUUAAAAAUUAAAUUACAGAACAGGACACAGUUGAACAGUGGAGUUGGGGGUAUAAAACACUCCUCUCAUCAGUAUUUAUAUUGAUUUUUUUCAGAUCUGGUUUUAAGAAGUCUAUGGCCCUUGUUUGUACAUUGGUUAUCCAGUCAUUAAUGGAAUAUAAAUUAUCUGUGAAAUGAAUCUUUGAUCUUUCAUAUAGAGAAUUUUUUUCAUUUAAACCAAUUUACAUCUUUUGUAAAAGUCACUGUUUUGAAAACAUUUUCAUGGAAAAUAGUAGUUUUUGUGAUUAUUUAUUUUCUUAGAUUUUUUUUCUUUUGCACUACAGUUUUUAGAAAUCCUUUAGGAAAUACUGUGUGACUACUGCAUUUUGCAACACAAGAGACAUUAAAAUGGUCUUAUCAAAUAAACUUCCCUGAUGAGACCAAAGUGGUGACUUUGCAGCCCUAAAAAGUGGCUCUGCUUUAGCUUUAGCAGAUACUUGACAGUUUUUACUUUAUUCAUGACUUCUCACCCCACUCACUCCCAUAUACUUUCUACUAUCAGCUGUCUUGUUUGAUUACUCCUGAGAGUUUGUGUGCAGUGAGCAAUUUUUGUGUCAAAAAUUCUGUCCUGAUGUAUUUUAUAGGCUCAACUUGCUGCAAAGCUAAUUGGAGUUCUCUUCCAUUAGCCACAAAAAUGUUUAGGUUAUGUAAUGAAGAGUAGUUGAAGAUAGACCAAAAAUGAUUUCAUUAUCUUGCCUGUGGAAAAGAAUAGUAGUCAUUAAGAAUAACCAACUACUUACCUUUAGCAAGUUUCAUUUAUUCAAAUUCUGUUAGUUUAUUUCGUACUUUACUAGUGAAAUAGUGAAAAUGAAGGAAUAUUUUCAGUAAUCUAAAGGCAGACUCAAAGGAAAUUUAGAUCUAAAUAGUUGGAACUCAUAUGCUUAAGUUUUUAGAAAAUUAAGGUCACUGGAGAAAUUUAUUUGUAGCUUCUGACAGAAUUGUGUCUUUAUGGUGCUGAAAGUGAGGAUGAGAAUAGAGUUUAAUUUUUUUUCAGAAACAGAAAUAUUGCUCUUAGGGAAAUUUGGCUUUCUCUAUGUGCUAAAAAAAACCCACAGGAAGCUUAUUAUUUUCUUGGUAGAGAAUAUUAGCUUUUGUUAAAUUACACAAGUAUAAAAACGUUGCUUUUCUUGAAUUGUAAAGUUGUAAAGGGAAUAACUAUUAUGCAGGUAUCAAAAUGAAAUGCACUUUAGGCAAGGGUCUGAAGAUAUUAUACUUUAUUUUUUGAAACAGGGCAUCACAAUCAAGUUACCCUUACACCUGAUGGUAUUUUGUCCCAUUGAAAAUGAAUUUCCUCUCUUCUACUUGGUAAUACACAGUUCCAAAGGAUGUUAUUACUUUGUCAUUGAUUUUUAUUCUGUGCAACUUUUCUGUUUCAUGAGAGCAAAGUUUGGAAUCUGUUGAUUACCUGAAAUAAUUUAGAAAUGCAUUAAAAAUGUGAAGUCAAGGGUUCAAGUGAUAAUAAAAAAAAGUAGAAUGAGAGAAACAA
This is a messenger RNA of Dipodomys spectabilis (banner-tailed kangaroo rat), 2128 nucleotides long. RefSeq names its product membrane magnesium transporter 1 (gene Mmgt1). The coding region runs from base 204 to 599 and encodes 131 amino acids. The record is from RefSeq and is a predicted model, not a curated record. The transcript is spliced from 4 exons. Gene Ontology annotation, cellular component: EMC complex; Golgi apparatus; early endosome. Lineage: Eukaryota; Metazoa; Chordata; Mammalia; Rodentia; Heteromyidae.